AAUUCUAUAGUAUACCUUCUGAAGCAAUUAAUGGCUCAUUGGGUUUGGUUUAUUUUGCUCUUUGCUGAGCUACUGAUUGGUGGAUUCAGUACCCAGAAGCUGCCCCCAUCUAACGAUGGAAAACUAUUAAGUAUUCUGAGCAUUGAUGGCGGUGGUAUCAAGGGGAUUCUUCCAGCAAGAGUUCUUGAGCACUUAGAUAAGGCUCUUAAGGAUUUGGAUCCAAAUGCAGAUUUAGCACAUUAUUUUGAUGUGAUAGCAGGAACUAGCACCGGUGGACUCAUAACAGUUAUGUUAGCCACACCAAGCCCUCAUGAUCCUACUCGUGCUGCCUUUACUCCUGCACAAAUUGUAGACUUCUACCAACAAGAAGGCCCUCACAUAUUCAAUGAAUCUUGUCCUGGAGAUGGUCCCGAAUUCGAUGGGGUGUAUUUCCAUAACCUUACUCGUGAUCUGUUGAACGAUACACGACUUAAUCAAACACUGACCAAUGUUGUCAUCCCAGCUUUCGACAUCAAGACACAAAAGCCGGUUAUAUUCUCAAACUAUAAGCUUGAGGAUGCUCCGUACUUAAAUGCGUUGUUGUCGGAUAUAACCAUAUCGACUUCAGCUGCACCCACUAUUCUACCACCUUACUGUUUUGUGAACGAUGGCGUCGAGUUCAAUAUGGCUGAUGGUGGUAUAGCAGCUGGGAAUCCGACACAAGCAGCAGUGAGCGAAGUGCUACAACAACAUGGUGAAUAUUCCGAAAUCUUAGUGUUAUCUUUGGGAACUGGAAAAGUGAAAGUUAAUGAGAGCUUUGAUGUUGAGAUAGCUGCCAAUUGGUCAUACAAAGAUUGGGUUAAUAAUGCAUCACAAUUCUUUCUUCGUUCUUCUACCACCAUGACUGAAUACUACCUUGAAUCACUCUUCGAACCUUACCCACCUGGCCAGCCAUACCUUCGAAUUCAGGAAUACGACUUGAAUCCUGAUUUCUCCAAUCCAUUUAAUGUUACACAAGCAAGCAUGGACGGUCUUGACGAAACCGGAAAACAACUGUUAAAAAAAAAGGCUUUAAGGAUGAAUUUGGAUACUUUUGAUCAAGAAGAACUUGGGGGGCUAACAAAUGCUCAGGUUCUUGACAGGUUUGCUGAAAUUUUGUACGGAGAAAGACAAUAUCGUCUGAAACGAAAAUCUAUGGAAAAGGAAGGAAGACCAUUUGUUGAAACUCUUAGGGUUCUUUCUGACAAAACUCAAGCACUCAUAAGGAACCUUUUUAACUAAUGUCAAUUGUAUGACCUUGUAUUAACUCUCUUCUGUCCUUUAUUCACUAUUGUUGGAAUAUCUAGAAUAAGCAACGCGUGUGAGUUCUAUGUAACUCUUUUAGCUACCAACCAUCUCAGAAUAAGGAAAGCUUCACUCCAUCAAAGUUCAAUGCAACUCUUAAUGAAAGAACCAUGAC
Molecule: messenger RNA, 1438 nt
Organism: Vigna unguiculata (cowpea)
Lineage: Eukaryota; Viridiplantae; Streptophyta; Magnoliopsida; Fabales; Fabaceae
Product: patatin-17-like
Biological process (GO): lipid metabolic process
Molecular function (GO): monoacylglycerol lipase activity; glycerophospholipase activity
Source: RefSeq, a predicted model, not a curated record